Messenger RNA from Nematostella vectensis (starlet sea anemone), 1046 nucleotides. RefSeq names its product tRNA-dihydrouridine(20a/20b) synthase [NAD(P)+]-like. Gene Ontology annotation, molecular function: flavin adenine dinucleotide binding; tRNA dihydrouridine synthase activity. The transcript is spliced from 11 exons. Bases 37 to 990 code for a protein of 317 amino acids. The record is from RefSeq and is a predicted model, not a curated record. NCBI's taxonomy places the organism in Eukaryota, Metazoa, Cnidaria, Anthozoa, Actiniaria, Edwardsiidae. Gene Ontology annotation, biological process: tRNA processing.
ACGCAUGGGAUUCCUGUGGUGCGCUUUAUCAGCAAGAUGGCGGACGAAGGUAGCGGAUUUAGUGAUUGUAGUUCUCGUCAAUAUUUAAAUCCAUUACAACUUUUUGAAGAAAAGGAAAUAGUGCGGAUGUGUGCGCCAAUGGUCAGAUAUUCAAAGCUUUCAUUCAGAGAACUUGUUAGAAGAUAUGACUGUGAUCUUUGUUUCACACCAAUGAUUAUAUCGGAGUCAUUUGUCAAAUCUCAAAAAGCCAGAGAUAGUGAAUUUACUACAAACUCAGGUGACAGGCCUAUUGUUGUUCAAUUUGCUGCUAACUGUGCCAAAGACUUGGCAGAUGCAACAGAGAUUAUUUCUCCGUUUGUUGAUGGUGUGGAUUUGAAUUGUGGUUGUCCUCAAAGAUGGGCCAUUCAAGAGAGAUAUGGUGCCCACCUCAUCAACCAACCAGAGCUUGUGAAGGACAUGGUGAGGCAAACCAAGUCUAGAGUCACAGGUAUCCCUGUUUCCAUCAAAAUAAGGAUCCAUCAAGAUAAAAGGAAAACUGUAGAUCUUUGCAAGCGAGCCGAGCAUGCAGGCGCCUCUUGGAUAACUAUCCAUGGGCACACAUCAAAACAGAGGACAGAGCCACCAAGUAUGGAAACCAUUAAGCUGGUCAAAGAAAAUCUCUCUAUCCCAGUGGUUGCUAAUGGUGACAUCAGAUGUACUGAUGAUGUCCUAAAGGUGUGCGAGGCAACAGGAGCAAAUGGUGUGAUGGCUGCUAGGGGCAUACUCAGCAACCCUGCAAUGUAUGCUGGGUAUAGUGUUACUCCUGUGGAGUGCAUCAAGGACUGGAUUGAUAUUUCGCUGAGUCUUGGAACUUCAUUCACAAUAUUUCACCAUCAUCUCUUGUACAUGAUGGAGAAAAUCACUACAAAAGCAGAAAAAAGAGUUUUUAACAGCUUGAAGAGCACAAGUGGGGUGUUGGACUAUUUAAGAGAAAACUAUGGAAUUAGAUAAAUCCACUUUAGUGUAUUUUUGUAAAUAUAUUCCAUAAUAAAGACAUUACAAUUAAA